GAUAAAGAAUAUGAUCAAUUAUUUAAUUCUUCAAGUGAAGAAGAACGGAUCUAUCAAUCGGCUGAUGAUAAAAGACUAAUACUCAAAGAAGAAGAGCCAAUUGAUAAUGAAGAAUUUUAUUUAAAUAAGAAUGACAGGGUUCCUUAUGAUUAUUUUUCUGCUUCAAAUUUAAAUGAUAUUGAUACCAAUUCAGAUUCUGAACAUAUCAACACAAAACUAUGUGAGCACAUAUCAGCAGUUACAGCUUAUUACAGAUGUUAUAAGAUAGCUAGUAGUAAUAAAGAGAAAAGAUCUAAUUUUGGUAGCUUUGAUGAUAUAGACAAUUGGUUUAGACAAAGAAAUUUAGAAGAACACCUAGAAAAUGCAAUGUCUUAG
Messenger RNA from Funneliformis mosseae, 375 nucleotides. The record is from the annotation of a GenBank genome assembly. NCBI's taxonomy places the organism in Eukaryota, Fungi, Glomeromycota, Glomeromycetes, Glomerales, Glomeraceae.